Molecule: messenger RNA, 1476 nt
Organism: Amoebophrya sp. A25
Lineage: Eukaryota; Dinophyceae; Syndiniales; Amoebophryaceae
Source: the annotation of a GenBank genome assembly
GUGGAAGUAGCGACAGUGGUCCUCGUGAAUGGCAGCUGGACGCUGAUCCGAAGUAUGUUCUAGCGCCAAGGCACUUACAAUUAAGGCUAUCGGGAAUCCAUCUCCAGCAGCAUCCUGAGACCUCUGUCUCUCCAGGGGAAAACGAGGCCCAGGAUGGCUCCCAGGAUGGAUUCCGGGAAGCUGUAACACAAGUGCUCCCAGGCGCCAUGGAAUGGAGUGACUUCGUGCUCUUGCUUCCACAGGGGAGCCCGCUGCUCAAGCUCGAGAAUGAAGACGAAGAGGAGGCGGGGGCGAAACAAGCUUUGGAUCAAACUUUAAGGCUAGUACCGCUGAAGCAUGUUUGCUCUUGACACCAUGAUCUUGAUUCUUGGAGGUAUGUCUCCUUGAGUGAUCCUUGGCGCUUCCGUAGUAUCAUGAUGAAGUUUGGAUAUCUCCUGAGUAUCAUGAUAAUUCUUGUUAGGUCAUUGCGAGAUAAUUCACUUGAAGAGCCUAGGUGGUUCUUCUUCUUGUUCUACUCUUGUUUUAAGCGGAUCUUCAAGGAUGCUGCACCCAGGGACGCUAAAAACGAAUGAAUAAAUGUGAUAGAAAAUGCUCUCAAGGAAGACGUUAUUUAACGCGGCAGCUCUAACAACCGGGAUAUUUUUGAGUCUUCGCAAGCGAGAUGGUGAACUGAGUGGAACGGCUUCUUUGGCACAAAGCUUCCUCCAGUUAAGGAUAAUCAAUAUCAAACUUUCACUUUUUAUAGUAUUCAAUAUCGUUACUAUUUUUCAACGUUUUUGUGACUUCUAAUAUUAUGCAUUGGGACACUUUCUGUAACUAUUCAGUUAUCGUACUUAACUGUACCGUUCGUAACAUAGUCUGAAUUUCAAUAUUGUUCGUGACUUUUUUUUGACUUAUAACACCACAUCAUGACUACUUCAAGAAUUAUGGGGUUAGUAGUUACCUCCUAGCGAUUUGACUUUUAUCUUCUCUCAAGUUUGUUGAUAUAUGUUCUACUGUGCAGCCGAUCAUGAUGAUUUUUCAUAAAAUUUACAACUACUAGUACUAGCAUCUUCCUUCGCGUAACAAUAGUCACUCCUCUAAAAACGCAAGGCUUGGUGACGAUGGGAACAGGUGCUAAGUCACAAGCUAGUGGAGGAGAAGAUGAUGAUUAAGGUUUCAAUGAAUAAGUGAUCGCUAGAUUCCAGAGAGAUUACUUACAUAGAAGUCCUAUCUAUAGAAUUAUCAUACGAAAGAAUGCUUGCGUGCGUGGUAAUCCGCACGUGGAGGCAAUAGCAUGGGGAUAACGUCAGUUAUUUUUCGCAGUUUCUUUUCUUCUUGCGAUUGGAUUCUAAAAAAACGAAGGAAAGGAGUGAAAUCGUUUGAGCUCUAAAAUAUUGAGGUGGGGAGGAAAGGCGUUCACGCACUGCUUCGCUACGACAUUCACUAUCGCAGACCGAAGGGUCAGCUAUUAGGUACCGUAACCAUAAAGCCACC